This is a messenger RNA of Bolinopsis microptera, 6214 nucleotides long. RefSeq names its product basement membrane-specific heparan sulfate proteoglycan core protein-like. The coding region runs from base 80 to 6214 and encodes 2044 amino acids. The record is from RefSeq and is a predicted model, not a curated record. Gene Ontology annotation, cellular component: membrane. The transcript has 22 exons. Lineage: Eukaryota; Metazoa; Ctenophora; Tentaculata; Lobata; Bolinopsidae.
UGGGUUACUAAUCAGCAAUGGAGGAACAGUUUGUGACGAUUAUUUCACUGAUUACUCAGCUAAUGCUAUUUGUCGUAAAAUGGGAUACUUUGGUCAAAUGAGUUGGACAUUUGGUAAUAAGUGGGGCAUCCAGUCAAAUUAUGAUAUUACCCUGGACGACGUUUCAUGCAGCAGCGGUGAAUGGAGUUCGUGUACAUUUUCACUAUCGAACAAUUGUGAUCACAGUAAAGAUGUGUUUUUACAUUGUGAUGGAACUGAUUUUAGUCUGGUGGACUCUCAUGGUGAUACUAUCGGAGCUGGCAUUCUUGGGUUACUAAUCAGCAAUGGAGGAACAGUUUGUGACGAUUAUUUCACUGAUUACUCAGCUAAUGCUAUUUGUCGUAAAAUGGGAUACUUUGGUCAAAUGAGUUGGACAUUUGGUAAUAAGUGGGGCAUCCAGUCAAAUUAUGAUAUUACCCUGGACGACGUUUCAUGCAGCAGCGAUUUUAGUCUGGUGGACUCUCAUGGUGAUACUAUUGGAGCUGGCAUUCUUGGGUUACUAAUCAGCGAUGGAGGAACAGUUUGUCACGAUUAUUUCACUGAUUACUCAGCUGAUGCUAUUUGUCGUGAAAUGGGAUACUUUGGUCAAAUGAGUUGGACAUCUGAUUUUAGUCUGGUGGACUCUCAUGGUGAUACUAUUGGAGCUAACAUUCUUGGGUUACUAAUCAGCGAUGGAGGAACAGUUUGUGACGAUUAUUUCACUGGUUACUCAGCUGAUGCCAUUUGUCGUCAAAUGGGAUAUUUUGGUCAAGUGAGUUGGACAUCCGGUAAUAAGUGGGGCAUCCAGUCAAAUUAUGAUAUUACCCUGGACGACGUUUCAUGCAGCAGCGGUGAAUGGAGUUCGUGUACAUUUUCACUAUCGAACAAUUGUGGUCACAGUAAAGAUGUGUUUUUACAGUGUGAUGGAGAUUUUAGUCUGGUGGACUCUCAUGGUGAUACUAUUGGAGCUGGCAUUCUUGGGUUACUAAUCAGCAAUGGAGGAACAGUUUGUCACGAUUAUUUCACUGAUUACUCAGCUGAUGCUAUUUGUCGUGAAAUGGGAUACAUGGGUCAAAUGACUUGGACAUCCGGUAAUAAGUGGGGCAUCCAGUCAAAUUAUGAUAUUACCCUGGACGACGUUUCAUGCAGCAGCGGUGAAUGGAGUUCGUGUACAUUUUCAUUAUCGAACAAUUGUGAUCACAGUAAAGAUGUGUUUUUACAGUGUUAUCAAAUUGGUGAUCUGGUGGACUCUCAUGGUGAUACUAUUGGAGCUGGCAUUCUUGGGUUACUAAUCAGCGACGGAGGAACAGUUUGUGACGAUUAUUUCACUAAAGACUCAGCUGAUGCAAUUUGUCGUGAAAUGGGAUACUUUGGUCGAAUGAGUUGGACAUCCGGCAAUAAAUGGGGCAUCCAGUCAAAUUAUGAUAUUACCCUGGACGACGUUUCAUGCAGCAGCGGUGAAUGGAAUGUUGAAUCAGUUAACAUAGAAGUGAAGAAAGGCUCUCACGCAACGAUUUCGUGUAUCAUCACUGGCAUAACAGAAAUAGCAACAGUGACCUGGCGAACAAGUACAGGACCAGUUCCAGCUGAAAAGUUCACCCCUGUUCAAGGAAGUCACUCUGCAGGGACACAAACAUCAACUCUUGCCGUAGACGGAACUCUCGUAACCGAAGAUACUGCCUACACUUGCAGAGUCACUUCCGGAUCUUUACCUGAUUCCAACUUCUCUGAUACCUCUGUCAAUCUAAACGUUUAUGACGUUGAAUCAGUUUACACAGAAGUGAAGAAAGGCUCUUACGCAACGAUUUCGUGUAUCAUCACUGGCAUAACAGGAACAGCAGCAGUGACCUGGCGAACAAGUACAGGAUCUGUUCCAGCUGAAAAGUUCACCCAUGUCCAAGGAAGUUACUCUGCAGGGACACAGAAGUCAACUCUUGCCGUAGACGGAACUCUUGUCAACAAAGAUACUGCCUACACUUGCAGAGUCACUUCCGGAUCUUUACCUGAUUCCAUCUUCUCUGACACCACUGUCAAUCUAAACGUUUAUGACGUUGAAUCAGUUAACACAGAAGUGAAGAAAGGCUCUUAUACAACUAUUUCGUGUAUCAUCACUGGCAUAACAGAAACAGCAGUAGUGACCUGGCGAACAAGUACAGGACCUGUUCCAGGCGAUAAGCUCGUCCCUACCCAAGGAAGACACUCUGCAGGGACACAGACGUCAACUCUUGCCGUAGACGGAACUCUUGUCAACGAAGAUACUGCCUACACUUGCAGAGUCACUUCCGGAUCUUUACCUGAUUCCAACUUCUCUGAUACCACUGUCAAUCUAAACGUUUAUGACGUUGAAUCAGUUAACACAGAAGUGAAGAAAGGCUCUUACGCAAUGAUUUCGUGUAUCAUCACUGGCAUAACAGAAACAUCAGCAGUUACCUGGCGAACAAGUACAGGACCUGUUCCAGGCGAUAAGUUUACCCCUGUUCAAGGAAGUUACUCUGCAGGGACACAAACAUCAACUCUUGCCGUAGACGGAACUCUUGUCAACGAAGAUACUGCCUACACUUGCAGAGUCACUUCCGGAUCUUUACCUGAUUCCAACUUCUCUGAUACCACUGUCAAUCUAAACGUUUAUGACGUUGAAUCAGUUAACACAGAAGUGAAGAAAGGCUCUUACGCAACGAUUUCGUGUAUCAUCACUGGCAUAACAGAAACAGCAGCAGUGACCUGGCGAACAAGUACAGGACCUGUUCCAGCUGAAAAGUUCACCCCUGUCCAAGGAAGUUACUCUGCAGGGACACAGACGUCAACUCUUGCCAUACACGGAACUCUUGUCAACGAAGAUACUGCCUACACUUGCAGAGUCACUUCCGGAUCUUUACCUGAUUCCAACUUCUCUGAUACCACUGUCAAUCUUAAAGUUUAUGACGUUGAAUCAGUUAACACAGAAGUGAAGAAAGGCUCUUACGCAACGAUUUCGUGUAUCAUCAAUGGCAUAACAGAAACAGCAGCAGUGACCUGGCGAACAAGUACAGGACCUGUUCCAGCUGAAAAGUUCACCCCUGUCAAAGGAAGUUACUCUGCAGGGACACAGACGUCAACUCUUGCUGUAGACGGAACUCUUGUCAACGAAGAUACUGCCUACACUUGCAGAGUCACUUCCGGAUCUUUACCUGAUUCCAACUUCUCUGAUACCACUGUCAAUCUAAACGUUUAUGACGUUGAAUCAGUUAACACAGAAGUGAAGAUAGGCUUUUACGCAACGAUUUCGUGUAUCAUCACUGGCAUAACAGAAACAGCAACAGUUACCUGGCGAACAAGUACAGGACCUGUUCCAGGCGAUAAGCUCGUCCCUACCCAAGGAAGUUACUCUGAUGGGACACAGACAUCAACUCUUAAAGUAGACGGGACUCUUGUCAACGAAGAUACUGCCUACACUUGCAGAGUCACUUCCGGAUCUUUACCUGAUUCCAACUUCUCUGAUACCAUUGUCAAUCUAAACGUUUAUGACGUUGAAUCAGUUAACACAGAAGUGAAGAAAGGCUCUUACGCAAUGAUUUCGUGUAUCAUCACUGGCAUAACAGAAACAUCAGCAGUUACCUGGCGAACAAGUACAGGACCUGUUCAAGGCGAUAAGUUUACCCCUGUUCAAGGAAGUUACUCUGCAGGGACACAAACAUCAACUCUUGCUGUAGACGGAACUCUUGUCAACGAAGAUACUGCCUACACUUGCAGAGUCACUUCCGGAUCUUUACCUGAUUCCAACUUUUCUGAUACCACUGUCAAUCUAAACGUUUAUGACGUUGAAUCAGUUAACACAGAAGUGAAAAAAGGCUCUUACGCAACGAUUUCGUGUAUCAUCACUGGCAUAACAGGAACAGCAGCAGUGACCUGGCGAACAAGUACAGGACCUGUUCCAGGUGAUAAGCUUGUCCCUACCCAAGGAAGUUACUCUGAUGGGAGACAGACGUCAACUCUUGCCGUAGACGGGACUCUUGUCAACGAAGAUACUGCCUACACUUGCAGAGUCACUUCCGGAUCUUUACCUGAUUCCAACUUCUCUGAUACCACUGUCAAUCUAAACGUUUAUGACGUUGAAUCAGUCAACACAGAAGUGAAGGAAGGCUCUUACGCAACGAUUUCGUGUAUCAUCACUGGCAUAACAGAAACAGCAGCAGUGACCUGGCGAACAAGUACAGGACCUGUUCCAGCUGAAAAGCUCACCCCUGUCAAAGGAAGUUACUCUGCAGGGACACAGACGUCAACUCUUGCUGUAGACGGAACUCUUGUCAACGAAGAUACUGCCUACACUUGCAGAGUCACUUCAGGAUCUUUACCUGAUUCCAACUUCUCUGAUACCACUGUCAAUCUAAACGUUUAUGACGUUGAAUCAGUUAACACAGAAGUGAAGAAAGGCUCUUACGCAACGAUUUCGUGUAUCAUCACUGGCAUAACAGAAACAGCAGCAGUGACCUGGCGAACAAGUACAGGACCUGUUCCAGGCGAUAAGCUCGUCCCUACCCAAGGAAGUUACUCUGAUGGGAGACAGACAUCAACUCUUGCCGUAGACGGGACUCUUGUCAACGAAGAUACUGCCUACACUUGUAGAGUCACUUCCGGAUCUUUACCUGAUUCCAAUUUCUCUGAUACCACUGUCAAUCUAAACGUUUAUGACGUUGAAUCAGUCAACACAGAAGUGAAGAAAGGCUCUUACGCAACGAUUUCGUGUAUCAUCACUGGCAUAACAGAAACAGCAGCUGUGACCUGGCGAACAAGUACAGGACCUGUUUCAGCUGAAAAGUUCACCACUGUCCAAGGAAGUUACUCUGCAGAGACACAGACGUCAACUCUUGCCGUAGACGGAACUCUUGUCAACGAAGAUACUGCCUACACUUGCAGAGUCACUUCAGGAUCUUUACCUGAUUCCAACUUCUCUGAUACCACUGUCAAUCUAAACGUUUAUGACGUUGAAUUAGUCAACACAGAAGUGAAGAAAGGCUCUUACGCAACGAUUUCGUGUAUCAUCACUGGCAUAACAGAAACAGCAGCAGUGACCUGGCGAACAAAUACAGGACCUGUUCCAGGCGAUAAGCUCGUCCCUACCCAAGGAAGUUACUCUGAUGGGAGACAGACAUCAACUCUUGCCGUAGACGGGACUCUUGUCAACGAAGAUACUGCCUACACUUGUAGAGUCACUUCCGGAUCUUUACCUGAUUCCAACUUCUCUGAUACCACUGUCAAUCUAAACGUUUAUGACGUUGAAUCAGUCAACACAGAAGUGAAGAAAGGCUCUUACGCAACGAUUUCGUGUAUCAUCACUGGCAUAACAGAAACAGCAGCUGUGACCUGGCGAACAAGUACAGGACCUGUUUCAGCUGAAAAGUUCACCACUGUCCAAGGAAGUUACUCUGCAGAGACACAGACGUCAACUCUUGCCGUAGACGGAACUCUUGUCAACGAAGAUACUGCCUACACUUGCAGAGUCACUUCAGGAUCUUUACCUGAUUCCAACUUCUCUGAUACCACUGUCAAUCUAAACGUUUAUGACGUUGAAUCAGUUAACACAGAAGUGAAGAAAGGCUCUUACGCAACGAUUUCGUGUAUCAUCACUGGUAUAACAGAAACAGCAGCAGUGACCUGGCGAACAAGUACAGGACCAGUUCCAGCUGAAAAGUUCACCCCUGUUCAAGGAAGUCACUCUUCAGGGACACAAACAUCAACUCUUGCUGUAGACGGAACUCUUGUAAAUGAAGAUACUGCCUACACUUGCAGAGUAACUUCCGGAUCUUUACCUGAUUCCAACUUCUCUGAUACCACUGUUAAUCUAAACGUUUAUGACGUUGAAUCAGUUAUCACAGAAGUGAAGAAAGGUUCUUACGCAAUGAUUUCGUGUAUCAUCACUGGCAUAACAGAAACAGCAGCAGUUACCUGGCGAACUAGUACAGGACCUGUUUCAGCUGAAAAGUUCACCCCUGUUCAAGAAAGGCACUCUGCAGGGACACAGACGUCAACUCUUGCUAUAGACGGAACUCUUGUCAACGAAGAUACUGCUUACACUUGCAGAGUCACUUCCGGAUCUUUACCUGAUUCCAACUUCUCUGAUACCACUGUCAAUCUAAACGUUUAUGGUAUGUUCUUUAACGCUAACAAUAAUUUCCAAUCUCCAUAUUCUAAUUCAAUUCAGUUAACGGAAUUGUUUUGA